Messenger RNA from Malania oleifera, 3325 nucleotides. Its product is annotated as anaphase-promoting complex subunit 5. The coding region runs from base 438 to 3209 and encodes 923 amino acids. The transcript has 20 exons. Gene Ontology annotation, cellular component: anaphase-promoting complex. Lineage: Eukaryota; Viridiplantae; Streptophyta; Magnoliopsida; Santalales; Ximeniaceae. The record is from RefSeq and is a predicted model, not a curated record. Gene Ontology annotation, biological process: anaphase-promoting complex-dependent catabolic process; protein K11-linked ubiquitination; positive regulation of mitotic metaphase/anaphase transition.
AAAUCAAAAAAAUCGAACCGAACCAUAAAGUUGACGGUUUGGUUUGUUUAUAAAUUGAUGGUAUACGGUUCAAUGUCGGUUCAGUAGUUUUAAAAAUCAAGCAGUUCAGUUCGAUUUGGUUGACAGUUUUGGCAAUAAUUGAAUCGAACCGAACCGAACUAAACCGUGUACACCCCUACUUGUGGCCUAAGUAAUCUCUCUUUACUUUUUGCGACAACACGAGCUACGCUUUCAUCGGCGACAGGCGAAGAAAAAUAAGCCCUAGUCCAACCCCCUUAGCGUUCCCCGUGCUCCCCCAUGCUGUCUUUCUCCGCGCGCGCGCGCGCGCGCUUCUUUUUUGAACUCUCUUCUCUGCAACGUCGUUCCCAAUCCAAACAUCUAGAAAUCACACUCCCAAGCCCCACAUAGAGCAGUGCGCAAGGGAGAGAGAUCUAUCAAUGGCGGGGAUACUCAAGCCAGCAGGUUUUUUCACGGUCACGCCGCACAAAGUCUCGGUCUGCAUACUCCUCCAGAUAUACGCGCCUCCAGUCACCCCCGUCCAGCUACCUGUUCCCUUUCCCUUCUCCUCCGUCUCUCAUCACAAUCGCCUCGGCCUGUUCUUGUUUGCAAUCACAAAGGCCUGUGAUGAUAUUCUGGAGCCGAAGUUGGAUGAACUUAUAGCUCAAUUGAGGGAAAUUGGCGGUUUACAGAAUCAUUGGUUAACUGAUCAUUUGACCAGUAGGCUGUCUUCUCUGUUAUCGCCUGAUGAUUUGUUUAACUUCUUUCAUGAUUUGCGAGGAAUCCUCGAUGGACCUGAUUCCAGUGUGGUGGAGGACGACCACAUUAUCUUGGACGGUAAUAGCAGCCUUGGGAUGUUUGUACGUCGUUGCAUACUUGCCUUCAAUCUUCUGUCAUUUGAGAGUUUGUGUCAUCUUUUGACAAAUAUAGGAACAUAUUGUAAAGAAGCCCUUUCUAGUUGUCCCCGUGAGUUGCCUCGUUUAGAUGAUUCUAGUAAUGAUUUAGACGCAUUACUGGAAUAUGAAAACAUGGAUCUGGAGAAUAUGGUUUUUGAGAAAGUAUCUGAAGAAAUUGAGGCAAGAAAAAGAGCCAGCGAAAGAGUUUCAUUUCAUUUUCAUGUGCCUAGAGCCCUUUCUGGAUUGGUUGAAGAUGAUGAGGCUUCUGCUGAUAUGGAAUUUACAUACAAUGAUAAAAGUAGACCAUCUAGUCCAUUUGCACUUCCACCAACCAAUGCAUUUGUAGGUGCUGAUCCCAAUGGUGUGACAUUCCUGCGUACAAACUGGCAGAUACAAGGAUUCUUAAUGGAGCAGGCUGAUGCGAUUGAGAAGCAUGGUUGCUCCUUUCCUUUAAAUGCUUUUGAAUCUAUUCUGAAGCAGCUUCAAAAAUUAGCACCAGAGCUACAUCGUGUUCAUUUUUUGCGAUACUUGAAUAACCUUUAUCAUGACGAUUAUCCUGCUGCUGUCGAGAAUCUUCAUUGCUAUUUUGAUUACAGUGCAGGGACAGAAGGAUUUGAUUUUGUUUUGCCCCCAUCUGGUUCUAAUAGUCUCGGAAGAUAUGAAAUUGCUUUGUUAUGUUUGGGGAUGAUGCAUUUUCACUUUGGGCACCCUAGCCAAGCUCUUGAGGUUUUAACUGAAGCAGUCCUAGUUUCUCAACAGGAAAGUAAUGAUACUUGUUUAGCAUAUACUUUAGCAGCGAUCUGCAAGCUGCUGUCUGAAAUUGGUAUUUCAAGCACAAUUGGAAUACUUGGAUCAUCAUACUCUCCAGUUACCAGUGUAGACACUUUGCUUUCUAUUCAGCAACAAUUGUAUGUGCUCUUAAGAAGGUCCCUGAAAAGAGCAGAAAGUUUAAAGUUAAAACGGCUUGUCGCUUCCAAUCAUCUUUCCAUGGCUAAAUUUGGGUUAACACAUGUGCAAAGACCUCUGCUAUCAUUUGGUCCCAAAGCUUCCAUGAAACUUGGAACAUGCCCUGUUAAUGUUUGCAAGGAACUAAGAUUAACUACUCAUUUGAUUAGUGAAUUUGGUGUUGAGAAUUCAAUGACGAUGACUGAUGGGGCUUUUAGUACCAUGUGGCUUAAAAAUAUGCAAAAGGCUACGAGUUCAGCGAUUUUGUCUCAAGAGAAUGGAUCAGAAGACAAUUCUGACACUUUCCCAUUCUUUGUGCGAUCCACUUCAAUUCCUAAUUCUGUAAUGCAAACAAUGGGUUCUUCAUACUUGCUCCGUGCAACUGUGUGGGAGAUGUACGGAAGCACCCCUCUUGCUCGGAUAAAUGCUUUGGUUUACACAACGUGCUUUGCUGAUGCUUCAAGCUCAGCUGAUGCUGCAUUAGCAUAUGCAAAGCUAAUCCAACAUUUAGCAGUGUUUAAGGGAUACAAAGAGGCCUUGGUUGCCCUUAAAAUUGCAGAAGAGAAGUUUAUAGCGAUUUCUAAAUCACGAAUUCAACUAUUAAAGCUACAGUUACUGCAUGAACAGGCUCUAUGUCGAGGAAAUCUGAAGCUAGCCCAUCAAUUAUGUGAUGAGCUUGGAGUGUUGGCGUCUCCUGUAACUGGUGUCGACAUGGAGUUGAAGACAGAAGCAAACCUUCGUCGUGCUCGUACAUUACUUGCUGCAAAGCAGUUCGCCCAGGCAGCAGCAGCUGCACACUCCCUCUUUUGCAUGUGUUACAAGUUCAACAUGCAGGUUGAAAAUGCAACUGUUCUUCUCGUACUUGCUGAGAUCCACAAGAAAUCAGGCAAUGCUGUUUUAGGUCUUCCAUAUGCAUUGGCAAGCCUUUCAUUUUGUCAGUCAUUUAAUUUGGAUCUUCUCAAAGCAUCUGCAACUCUCACAUUGGCUGAAUUAUGGCUCUCACUUGGAUCAAACCAUGCCAAAAGGGCUUUGACCCUCGUACAUGGAGCUCUUCCAACAAUUCUAGGUCAUGGAGGUUUGGAGCUUUGUGCUCGGGCCUAUAUUGCUGAAGCAAAAUGCUAUCUAUCAGAUCCAGGUUUUUCAGUUUCUGAAAAUCCCACGAUUGUGCUGGAUCCUUUAAGGGAAGCUUCCAAAAAACUUGAAAUUCUGGAGUAUCAUGAAUUGGCGGCUGAAGCUUUCUAUUUGAUGGCUAUUGUGUUUGACAAAUUGGAGAGGCUGGAGGAAAGGGAGUACGCAGCUGCUUCAUUCAAAAAACAAGCAUCAGCUCUUGAGCUUCCUCAGGACGAUGAUCCUGUCUUCAAUAUGUUGUAAAUUAAGAUGUUCAACAUUCUUCUGUUACAUGCAUGAAUGAAAAAUAAUGUCACUGCUGAUCACGUGUGCAUACCCAAAGUUUUGGUUAAAUUGAAAAAGGUUGACAUCAUUGACUA